Cyanistes caeruleus (blue tit) is the source of this 4788-nucleotide messenger RNA. The record is from RefSeq and is a predicted model, not a curated record. NCBI's taxonomy places the organism in Eukaryota, Metazoa, Chordata, Aves, Passeriformes, Paridae.
CUCUUCCUGCCUCUCUUUUCCUUGAAUUUUUAAAUUUUUUUAAUUUUUAAUUUUGAAUUUUCCUUCUAGGAACAAGAUGCCCGUGAAGUUUAACCUCUCCUAAGAGGGAAAAAACCACGGAGAAAGAAAAAAAACCUAAAAGAUCAUGGAUCCUUUGUACUUCUCCAGCACUUUUAGCACGGAAGCCUCUCCUGGCGAGGCGAACUCCUCGCUGCCGCCCAACGCGACGGAGAAUGGGACGCUCCCGGAGCCGCCCCCGUUCCAGUACAUCCACAAGGUGCUCAUUCCCAUCUGUUACCUGCUGGUGUGCGCCGUGGGGCUGAGCGGCAACGCCCUGGUCAUCUACGUGGUGCUGCGCCACGCCAAGAUGAAAACGGUCACCAACAUCUACAUCCUCAACCUGGCUGUGGCCGACGUGCUCUUCAUGCUGGGCCUGCCCUUCCUGGCCACCCAAAACGCCAUCUCCUACUGGCCCUUCGGCUCCUUCCUCUGCCGGCUGGUGAUGACCGUGGACGGCAUCAAUCAGUUCACCAGCAUCUUCUGCCUGACGGUGAUGAGCAUGGACCGGUACCUGGCCGUGGUGCACCCCAUCAAAUCCACCAAGUGGAGACGCCCCAGGGUGGCCAAGCUCAUCAGUGCCACGGUCUGGACCUUCUCCUUCCUGGUGGUGCUGCCUGUCAUCAUCUUCUCGGACGUGCAGGAGGACUUCCAGACGUGCAACAUGAACUGGCCGGAGCCGGUCAACGUCUGGUCGGCGGCGUUCAUCAUCUACACCUCGGUGCUGGGCUUCUUCGGGCCUCUGCUGGUCAUCUGCCUGUGCUACCUGCUGAUCGUGGUCAAGGUCAAGUCCUCGGGGAUCCGCGUGGGCUCCACGCGGCGCCGCCGGUCGGAGCGGAAGGUCACCAGGAUGGUGGUGAUCAUCGUGGUGGUCUUCGUGUUCUGCUGGCUGCCCUUCUACACCAUGAACAUCGUCAACCUGAUCCUCAUCCUGCCCGCUGACCCCAUCCUGGAGGGGCUCUACUUCUUCAUGGUGGUGCUGUCCUACGCCAACAGCUGCGCCAACCCCAUCCUCUACGGCUUCCUCUCCGACAACUUCAAGCAGAGCUUCCAGAAGGUUCUCUGCCUCCGGAAAGGUGAGGGAGCGGAGGAUGGAGAGCCCGUGGAGCACAGGCAGGAGAACAGCAGCCGCCUGCAGGAGUCCAUGCUGACCCAGAGGAACGCGGAUGCCAACGGGCACAUGCAGACCAGCAAGGUCUGAGGGCACGGCCUGCACUGCAGGGUGCCCCGGAGGACUCGGGGACUUCAAGGAGAGCUCAGUCAAUGUGAAAGGACGAUGUGGAGCCCCAGAAGCUCCAAGAAAUGCACACAGAGGGCUCUUCCCUGCUUUCCCCCGUUGGAAGUGCCAAUCUCUCGUGGCGUCCUGUUGGAUCCGACAUUUGGGACCGCUUUGGGUCCUCCAGGGAACGAUUUCCAGGCUUUGUACCCCUCUAGCGAUGCAAACCAAUGCUAAGCCAGCCCUAAUUCCCUCGUUAAGCUGGGUUUAAGGCUGCUUUGCACUGCUGGGAUCAGCUCCAAGCAGCAAAUAUCUCAGCUGGGAUCUUUGGGAAUUCUUCAAGGGGAUUUCUGAAAGGAAAAUGAGAUUUAUUCAGAGUUUCAUGCAAAAAAGGUGCCAGCACUGCUCUGGAAAUGGGCUCUGAUGUGCUGGAACCUUGCUGUUGCGAUGUCACUGCCGAUGGCCGCGGGCUCCUGGGGAGAUUUGGGGUCCAUUCCUUGGUUCUGAGUGUCAGGCUGGAUUUCAAACUGCGAUUCCAGAAAUUAAACCCAGCUCAAUCUCCUCCUGACUGGUGCAGUGGCCAGGGCGGUGUUUGCACCUCGAUCCUGGAGGUUUUUCCAAUUUUAAUGAUUCUGUCAUUCCAUUCAUUCUGUUGGAUGUGACGCUUGUGUUACCAAACCCAGGAAUUCCCAGGAUACACCAAGACACAAGCACAGGAUGUACCCAGAGCCUGGGGCAGGGCCCAUGAGUAAUUUACUCACAGGUUUCUCCCAGUAGCAGGCAGUGCCCACCUGCCCUACUCCACAUUUCAGCUCCCAGCCCAGCCAGGUUUAGAUGAUUAAUUAAUAAAAUUAACUUCUCUGGUUGGUUCGGUGUGAGCUGGGCUGUGAUUCCCUCAGUUUUCCACCUGAAAUUAUCCCUCUUAGGAGCUCCGGAGUGGGAAAUGCCUGGAAAGCUCAAGGCUGGGACAGGAAAAUCUGCCUUGGGAAGAAAAGGGAUUUUAAUAAAUUCAGAUUUCUGGGAAGGAGCUGAACCCUGGCUUGGUCAGAGCGAAGAGCGUUUCUCCCCUCCUUCCAUGGAAUUUGAUCAAAUCCUUGGAAUUAACCAAAGGAAGUUUUAUCCGGAGGGAACAGAACCUAAAUAAAGAGGGGGAUAAACCUGAACCUUGUUUUCCACACGGCCCAGAACAAUCCCAUCUCUUUUCCCACUCUCCCAGGUCAGGACUGGGAUCCCAAUUCCCAGAGAACAGAAAUUUCAGCCAGCCCAUCCAAUAUUCCCAUUGAUAAUGCUGCAAUCCAUCGUAUUUAAGGAGGAAAUUCAGGACAGCUCCCAAUGUUUCAAUUCCCAGGAAAAUUCCCUUUCCAACCAACAGCUCCCCGUGGAAUUCAGUGCCAUGGGAAUUCUGCUUUGGAAGAGGUCUUUUUUUCCCUGGUCCAAGGAAUUUUUUCCGGGAUCAGCUCCUGCAGAUCAUCUCUCCCAGUCCCACACAACCUUUGCUCCAUGGGAUUCCUUCCCCAUCCCCCCCAAAAAACCUUUCCUUGGACCCACUCUGUGCCUUUGGAAGCUCCUCUGGUUUUUCCCUGAAUCCCAAACGCCAUUCCUGGGCUUUUCCUGUCAGCUUGGCAGUGGAAUUUUGAGGAGCCAGCCGAGCUGCCAACGUCCCUGCACGCAUUCCAUCAAAACAUGUCAUCCUUCCACAAAGACUGACAAAUUCCCGGGAAAAAUCUGUCCUCCCAGCCAGCCCUUCCCAGGAAGCUCCAGACAGCAUCGACACUCCCCAAAUCCCCUUUUUCUUUUUUUUUUUCACACAUUCCAACCCCAAUCCCUCAGCCCCAGGGAUUGAGUGACAUUUUUAAUACCUCGACAGACAAUCCUUCCAAAUUCCAGCUUAUUCAGCUUUUCCUUUGAUUCAUCCAAGGAUUCCAAAUGUUGGCUCUUCCCUGCUGAAAAGAAACAACAAAACCACCCACGGGAAGAUCAUGGAAAAUUUGCCUCCCUGACCUUCAGGAGGUGGAAAAAUCAUUUGGAUAAAAUAAAAAAUAAAUAAAAUAAUAAAUAAAAAAAUAAACUGGAAAUUCUGGUUAAGGCUCCAGCUAUGAAUAUUCACUCAGAUCCAUGGAAUAAAGGGAAUUCCAGCUGCUGGAUGCCAAAGGAUGUGAAGGAAGGAUGUCUGGAAAAAUCCACCAAGCAACCUUUGGGAUACAGGAGCAGCUUCCUUCAUGGAUUCGCUUUUUAUUCCGUGGAAACUGGGUUUAAUUGAGGGGGGGAAAUCAUGGAUUGAGUUUGGACAAGUGGUGUUAGGAUAUGGCAAUUCCAAAGGGCAGAUUCCAGGGAUUGGGAUUAAUGGGCUUCAUGGCAGGGUCACCAUGGAAUCCCCUGGAUUUGGGAUCUCUCCUGGCUGCUCUCCAAGGGAGAGAAAACCCAGGAAUGUGCCCAAAGUGUGGAAUUUAUCCCGGGAUUUAUCAAUGGAUUGGAGUAAGAGCAGGGCAUGUAUGGAAUUUUUGCACCUUCCCUAACUCCCAGUUAAAGGCAGCUCUGUGCUCCCUGAGGUUCCAGGGAUGGGAUUAUCCCUGGGAUCCAAACAUUCCCCGUGGCACAAAGUGCUGGCCCAGCCUCCAUCCAACAGCAGCAUCCUUAAAACCUGCAAAUCCCAGUUUCCCGAGCCUUUCCCUGCUCCUUGGAACUGCAGCCAAGGCGGGAGAGGCUGAUUUCAUUCCCGGGAUUUAUUCCAUGGAUAGUUUAUCCAGCUCCAUCCCCUCGCUCACCUGGAAUGCCUCAGCUGCUCACCUCACCCCGCUCCUGGUUUUCCUGGAUCGUUCAUUCCCGCCCGUUUGGGUGUUGUUUGGAUAACUCCAUGGAAAUCUGGCGCGGUUGCCAUGGGAUGGGCGACGCUCCGGGGUUUCUGUGUUCCCUCUCCCUUUCCCGCUGCAAUCCCGUAACACUUAAUCCUCCCUAUCUGCCCAUCAUUCCCUGGAAAGUCACGGCAGGUGAAGCUGUCCCCGCUGGCUCCCUUCUCCUGAGCCUUUAAGCCCUGGAUCCCGUUCCUGACCUCAGCCGGGAGUCAUCCCAAAUCCUGGAUGUAUCCCAUUCCCUCGGCCUGGGCUGAACCUGCAGGGCUUUCUCCAACAGGAAAAGCAGCAGCCCUCGGGAAAAGCUGGGAAUGAGCAAUCCUGGACGGUGGGGAUGGGAGAUAACGGAGGAAUUCCCAUCGGGAUUUGACCCUGGAUGCAAACACAGCCCAGCCCUGGAAGUGCAGUGACCUGGGGAUCACCAGGGAAGGGUUUUCCCUUCACCUUCCAUGGAUCACCUCUCCUGGCUGGGAUUUGGGUUUGGAAUCCUCCAACUCCCAACCCUCUGGGAUGGGAGAUCCAGGACUGCAGCCCCCACUGCUCCGGAGGAUCCCUGUUUGAUAUUCCAGAGGGAGAUCUGGGGCUUUUCCUCCCUCUGCUCCAGAGGUGAAUCCCACCAUGGUUUUCCCUGGAGAAUCUGUUGGAAAAAUAAAGGAUAAAAACCUC